AUGGUGAGAUAUCCGAAACAGCACCGUCAAUUGCCAGUGUCCAGUUCGUAUAGAGCAGACUUUUCGAAACCAGUAGGCCUUCAUCCUAAACACAAUCUGCAUCUCUCUAAUAUCGAGUCGCCCGACCAGCACUGCAGGUUAUAUUCCAAAUAUACCAUUCCCAAGGCCCUGUUUGUGGAUAAGUACCAAUUGGCCGACCUGGAUCGGUCGACUGCCAUGUCUACAGCCAAGGGCAAACUGAUAGCUGUUUGGGGAGAGACCGAUCUCGAGGCUCCUGUAUGGUCUGUUGACGGUUGGGGAAGCGAGCUGCUGGUGGAAAUAUACCACAAUAGCGAUAUUCAAAGCAGUGAUUUCACUUUCGAACUGCCGCUUCAUUCUCGCUAUGAGUUUCCUCAGAUGAACAGUACAUCUGUCACUCAGAACCUGCCCUGGCCUAUUGUUUUCUGGGUAUGUCCUGAUUUCCAACAGGAACAGCGUCAUAUCGGCGAGAUCAAGGGUCUAGGUUAUGAAUCUCUUUUCCCUGAUAACACUCUUUACUACCAUCUGACACCAUCUCCUGAAGAUGGGGAUGUUCUCAGCACGAGUUUCAACAUCCCCGUGGCUCCUUUCAACCAGUACGACCGCAUUCAGUGGCUGUCUGUCACGGUUCUGCUCACCGCUACGAUAUACAUCCUGUACAAGAUCGUGUCGAAUAUCGGCCGAAAGACCAAAGCCGAUUAG
This is a messenger RNA of Sugiyamaella lignohabitans, 720 nucleotides long. It is a transcript of the gene PBN1, whose product is annotated as Pbn1p. Gene Ontology annotation, cellular component: endoplasmic reticulum membrane; glycosylphosphatidylinositol-mannosyltransferase I complex. Gene Ontology annotation, biological process: GPI anchor biosynthetic process; protein processing. The transcript has a single exon. Gene Ontology annotation, molecular function: mannosyltransferase activity. The coding region runs from base 1 to 720 and encodes 239 amino acids. Lineage: Eukaryota; Fungi; Ascomycota; Dipodascomycetes; Dipodascales; Trichomonascaceae. The record is from RefSeq and is a predicted model, not a curated record.